Cladophialophora carrionii CBS 160.54 is the source of this 327-nucleotide messenger RNA. RefSeq lists its product as uncharacterized. The transcript is spliced from 2 exons. The annotation marks the transcript as partial. The record is from RefSeq and is a predicted model, not a curated record. Gene Ontology annotation, biological process: mitochondrial respiratory chain complex III assembly. Lineage: Eukaryota; Fungi; Ascomycota; Eurotiomycetes; Chaetothyriales; Herpotrichiellaceae.
AUGGCACUAUCAGCAUAUCGACACCUCCUACGAGCCACGCGCAUAGCAUUUCAUGAAGACUACUACUUGCUUCAUGCCGCGAGAACUCAGGCACGGACAGGCUUCGACAACUUAAGGUCCUUAGAUGCUGAUUCGGAGGAAGCUAUCAAGGGGAUUCAGCAUGCGGAAGGCGUGGCUUCAGUAUUAAGGCACAAUAUUGUGCAGGGGAAGAGGGUGGAAGGAUCGGAUGUGAUAAAGCUCAACAUACACCGUGACACCGAGCGAGGCGACAAUGACACAGUCAAGAAUCCAUUGGCGCCAGGCGGAAAGGUCAAGGUUGGAGGCCUA